Messenger RNA from Menidia menidia (Atlantic silverside), 1645 nucleotides. The record is from the annotation of a GenBank genome assembly. Lineage: Eukaryota; Metazoa; Chordata; Actinopteri; Atheriniformes; Atherinopsidae.
AGAAAGAGAUGUCGAAACGUCUAUUCUUUACUUCUUAGAAGAGAGGAGUUAAACCAGCGAAAGCUAAAUGACAGAAGAAGAGUCACAUCUGGAGGGAAGCAGGAGGGGGGGAAAGUAGGAGAGGUUAAAAAAAAAAGUUGGGGUUGGUUAUGAGGUUUUGUCUCAGUGCUCCGUGGUUUUACAAUAUGGCACUAGAAAUGUAGGCAUGGGAUUGACCAUUGUCAAGACCGUAUUGAACUGAUGUCACUAGAAACCAAUAUGAAAAAUGCCUCUUCUGAAAAAAAUUAAUCAGGUCCUCCUAGCGCUGCUGGUGCUGAUGGUGUGUUUGCUUCUUCAUAAUACACUGCUGAAACCCUCCACCCGUCACAGACCAGACAACAGGAAGAGCCAUGGUAGUGCAGUUCGACAUCCUCACCCGAGAUGGUCGGAGGAGGACAAUGCCAUCCCUGUAAUUAUUUGUGCUUCAGAGGAACGCAUGGGUGGAACCAUGGCAGCAAUCAACAGCAUUAUCAGCAACACAGACGCCAGUGUUUUCUUCUAUAUUGUUACUCUUCGUGAUGCUGUCAAACUCACAAGGGAGUAUGUUGAGAAAACAAAACUGAAAGCUAUUCACUACAAAAUAUUGGAAUUUAACCCUAUGGUUCUACAAGGAAAGGUGAAGCCAGACUCAUCUCGACCUGAUCUCUUACAUCCUCUCAACUUUGUGCGAGUUUACCUUCCUUUGCUCAACCUAAAGCAUGAGAGAGUUAUCUACUUAGACGACGAUGUUAUUUUGCAAGGUGACAUCAAAGGCCUGUUCAAUAUUCAGCUGAAAGCAGAACAUGCUGCUGCUUUUGCCACUGACUGUGAUCUCCCCUCCACACAUGAGAUGGUUCGAAGCAUCGGCAUGCAGACAACCUACAUGGGCUUUCUAGACUAUAGAAAACAGCAAGUGAAAGACUUAGGCAUCCAUCCUAACGAUUGCUCUUUCAACCCCGGAGUGUUCGUGGCAGAUAUGAAAAGGUGGAAAGAACAGAAGAUCACUAAACAGCUGGAGAAAUGGAUGGAAGAGAAUUGCAGGGAUAAUAUAUACAGCAGUGCCAUGGCAGGCGGUGUGGUGACUCCACCUAUGCUCAUAGUUUUUCAUGACAAAUACACAACACUGAACCCUAUGUGGCAUGUCAGACACCUAGGUUGGAGUCCAGAUGCCCACUAUUCAGAGACCUUUUUACAAGAUGCCCAUCUGCUGCACUGGAACGGACCAUUCAAACCAUGGAAUUACCCUGCUGUCCACAUGGAUCUAUGGGAAAAAUGGUUUAUACCGGAUCCCUCCGGAAAAUUCUCUUUGAAACGACCCGAUAGUGAUAUCUAAGACCUGCAGAAUACACUCUUUUAAGACCCUUUUAUUAUAGAUAUAAAACAUGUGAAGUCAAAUCCUUCUUUGAAAGUAGAGGUAAUGCUCAUUUUUCAUUCCAACAUAUUUCUCAUGUUUCUCAGUAGGCAGUCACCUCCUCCCAAAUGUGACCUCCAUGUACUUGGAUGUUUGUUUGUUUUUUUGUAAAUUAUUCUAUUGAUUUUGUCUGAAGUCAGAUAGGAAUGUGAAGUCUUCAUGUAGAUAUUGUAGAGAUUUUAAUGUGCUAAGGGAAGUUAAUAAAACAAAAUGGCA